UCUUGCCUCCCUCCCAUGACCUAAAUGGUGUUUAUUAAAGAGCUCUUACAUUUAUCCUAAUACUUCUUGAGGCCAUUUAUAUAAUUUGUUUCUUCCUAUCGUUCCCAAACAAAUCUUGAUCCAACGGUAUAAAAUGGUGAAAACCGCUUGCUCGGAUAAGCUACAUGCGCCAAAGGGUCGUUGGGACGACGAGGGAGAUGGAAAAACGGGCACGUAUGCUUCAAGGGGGCACGGAACGGGUAAUUGGGCAACUUUCUCGAGGAGGUCAGUAUGUUUUGCAGGACAAAGAAGAAGUGGGAAGAGUGGAAGAGAGAGGUGGAGUAGUAGCAAUCAAAAGGCUGAUCCAAGGCACAAGAGCUUCACCCCUGAGGAGGAAGAAUUGGUCAUUCAGCUACAUGCAGCCAUAGGUAGCAGGUGGCCUAUAAUAGCACAACAACUUCCAGGAAGAACCGACAACGACGUGAAAGUUUUAUGGAACAGCAAACUUAGGAAGAAGCUCUCUGCAAUGGGAAUCGAUCCGGUUACUCACAAGCCCUUCUCCCAAAUCCUUGCAGACUACGGCAACAUCGGCGCCUUCCCAAAAGCCAGAACAAGAUUCAGUUCCCUGUCCAGGGACCUGAAAAAUGCGAUCAUGUCGAAACCAGACCAGUCCCAGAGGCACGCACAAGCUUCUUCAACUCCCGACCACCACACCUCCUCAUCAGCAAACACAACCCUCGACCUUUACUCACAGCUCGAGGCCAUAAACUUGGUCUCUGAAGCCUCAAACCACGCCAGCACAGACACUUGUACAAGACAAGUUUCUCCACCAUUAACAGUGAAUCAAGAAGUAUCCAGCUUCAGUUGGAGCGAUUUCCUCCUCGAAGACGCCUUCCUGCCCUCGGAGCCCGACGAGCAAGAAAAUAAGGGUAUAGUUUUACAAGGAGGAAACAUACAAGGGAAUGGUGUGGCUAAUGCAAUGGUGAUCAAGAACUUUGAAGCAUCAUCAUCUUCAAAUAGUUCAUCAUUUGUUGAAGCUAUGGUAGACAGCCAAGAUUGUGAUGUGUUUUCUCAGCUCCCUGCAGCCUUCUAUGAGGAGCCAUUUUACUACUAGAAGGAUGAUGAACUUAUAUUAAUAGUAGUACUGGUGCGUGUCUCGUGCUAUGUACGGAUUAAUUUAAUUAUAAUUUAAAUGAUAUGUAAUAAAGAGUUUUAA
Molecule: messenger RNA, 1195 nt
Organism: Sesamum indicum (sesame)
Lineage: Eukaryota; Viridiplantae; Streptophyta; Magnoliopsida; Lamiales; Pedaliaceae
Source: RefSeq, a predicted model, not a curated record